Fusarium tjaetaba is the source of this 591-nucleotide messenger RNA. Its product is annotated as nitrogen metabolic regulatory protein. The record is from RefSeq and is a predicted model, not a curated record. The annotation marks the transcript as partial. The transcript has a single exon. NCBI's taxonomy places the organism in Eukaryota, Fungi, Ascomycota, Sordariomycetes, Hypocreales, Nectriaceae.
AUGGCCAACGAUAAACUCAUCUGCGUCGUUGGCGCCACAGGCAACCAGGGCGGCUCCGUCGCCCGUCGCUUUCUCAAGGCGGGCUUCAAAGUGCGUGGCUUGACCCGCAACACCGCCUCACCCACCGCCCAAGCCCUGUCGUCGGCGGGAGCCGAAGUCGUGGCUGUUGAUCUCAAUGACGUCUCGACCCUCAAGAGCGCAUUUGCCGGAGCAAACGUCAUCUUCAGCGUGACCAACUACUGGGAGCCGUUUUUCCGACCUGAUUGUCGGGAGCAGGCGGAGAAGCAGGGUAUUUCGUGUCGAAAGUUUGCGUACAACGUUGAGGUGCAGCAGGGCAAGAAUAUUGUCGAUGCGGCUGCUACGGUUGUUGAUACGCUGGAUGAUAAUGGGUUUUUGGUCUCGACGCUGAGUCAGGCUGAGAAGUGCAGUGGAGGCAAGUUCAAGGAGUUGUAUCAUUUUGAUGGCAAGGCGGAUGUCUUUCCGGCGUAUGUUGAUGAGAAGUAUCCUGAGCUCGCGGCCAAGAUGUCGUGCAUUCACACGGGUUACUUUUUCACAAGUUUCAACAUUCUGCCCGACUCUUAUAUGAACAAG